Molecule: messenger RNA, 3265 nt
Organism: Drosophila ficusphila
Lineage: Eukaryota; Metazoa; Arthropoda; Insecta; Diptera; Drosophilidae
Gene: Patj
Product: patj homolog
Exons: 2
Coding region: 299-2917 (872 amino acids)
Molecular function (GO): protein binding
Source: RefSeq, a predicted model, not a curated record
CUGACAAUCAGCUGUCCGAGACGAACAAGAGAAAAUGCAUUUGGCAUUCCAGAGUUAAUUAAAAAUCAAUUAGCGAACCAGCGCACAGCAAGUGGUCAACGAAAAGAGUGCAAACGGUCGGGGAACACCUCGCGUUAAACACAGGGCGCAGUAACCGAUCCGUGUGCAAAUCCGAUUAACUGUUUCACAGGUGCAGGAAAAAGUGUGCCAACGCCCCCACCCCAAAGUCUAUUAAACAUAGAAGUCAGUCAGCGGAAGUGGAAGCACGCUCCACUGGCCACUCGCGCACUGCCACAAGAUGCACCUCAGCGCGGAUAUUUCGAGCGCCCUGCAGCAGAUCGAGGCUGUGAAGAAGGGCAUCGAUGAGUCCGAUGAUCCCAAAUUGCAGAUGCAGACGGCUGAGAGUCUGAAUACCAUCCUGGGAAUUCUGCAGGAUCCCGUCUUCCGCACCAUUGUCCACGUGCAGGACUCGCUAUCCGAGCUCAACGCCCAGCUGGGCCAACACCCGUCCAUGCUGCCCAAUGACUUUGACAUCGAUGUGGCCGGCAACCUGGUGCUCAGCUUGAACGGCGGCGAGGUGAUGUACGACUUUGACGAGCAGCGCUCUUCCUCGCACUCCCACUCGGCGCCAGGAAGCCCAGAUAAAUCGGGAGGUAUCGGUGGCGAGGAACCGCGCCCCCAGAGUCAGAACUCCAAGGGUGCGGGAGUGGCUGACCUGUACGCCACGGACUACGCCCAGAUCCAGGCCAUUGAGCUAGUCAACGACGGCACGGGUCUAGGAUUCGGCAUCAUUGGAGCUCGCAACUCGGGCGUGAUUGUAAAAACCAUCCUGCCAGGCGGAGUGGCCGAUAGAGAUGCACGUCUGCGCUCAGGGGACCACAUCUUGCAGAUCGGAGACGUCAACCUGCAUGAGAUGGUAUCCGAGCAGGUGGCCGCUGUACUGCGGCAGUCCGGAACCCACGUCCGCCUAGUUGUGGCCCGUCCCGUCGAGCAAAGCGUUCCCACGCCGCAGUACGCCCUAGAUCCGGGGACUGCUGUUGUGCCCACGCGUGUCCUCGUCGAUCCCGCCGAGCUAGAGCGUUACCUCAUCUCCACCGGAUACCCGGAGAUCUUUGGCGAGAGCUCGACAGCCUCCACACCGCAGACCACCACGGAAGAUGAUCGGUUCGUGUAUCGCGGAGAAACCUCAAUGCUGAUCGAUCCCAACAUCGACCUCGAGGAACUGCUGGCCCUUCCUGAGACGGAAAAGCUGCAGGUAGAGCUGAAGAAAGAUGCCAACGGUCUGGGGAUCACCAUCGCCGGCUACGUUUGCGAAAAGGAGGAGUUGUCUGGCAUUUUUGUGAAGAGCGUCUCACCGGGAUCGGCGGCAGACCUAAGUGGCCGCAUCCGGGUCAACGAUCGCAUCAUCGAGGUGGACGGACAGUCGCUGCAGGGCUAUUCCAAUCACCAGGCCGUCGAGUUGCUGAAGAAGUCCGGUCAAGUGGUGAAUCUCCGUUUGGAACGCUAUUUGCGCGGUCCCAAAUUCGAGCAACUGCAACAGGCCAUCGCUGCUAAUGACAAGCUCCCCUCCAGUGCUCCCGGAACGCCGUCCAGGGCACCCCUGCCUACCCCCGUGGCCACCACGUCCUCGGCCACGACCACACCAUCUCGGAGUAUAACUCGGGAGUUGGAGGAGGAGGCACUGCCGGCGCCGGAAGCCUUUAUGACCACCCCGCCGUCGGUCACCACGAUGGCAACGACCACCUUAACCUCCUUCGGAGCGGGUAAACAACUGGUAGCUGUUCGUGAUUCCCUGGAUGGGUCCACAAAGAUCAUACCCACGGAGGUCGUACCAUUGGCGGAUAAAGCAGAGGCCAAGAACGGCGGUGUAAUAACCCGCCACAAAUACUACACUGAUCCCGAGCUUUCCGACGACGCGGAGACCGAGAUCAUCCGCAAGUGGCAGAAGAUUGUGGGCUCCGAUGUUGAGGUUAUUGUGGCCCAGAUAAAGAAGUUCGCCGUCGGCGGCUUGGGAAUCUCUUUGGAGGGCACCGUGGACGUGGAAGGAGGCCGCGAGGUUCGGCCCCAUCAUUACAUUCGUUCCAUUUUGCCCGACGGACCCGUAGGAGUUAAUGGAGUACUCCGCUCUGGGGAUGAACUGCUGGAGGUGAAUGGCGAGCGGCUGCUGGGCAUGAACCAUUUGGAGGUGGUGGCUAUUCUCAAGGAACUCCCGCUGGACGUGCGCAUGGUGUGCGGUCGCAACAGGAAUACUUCGCUGCUGCCCUUCUCUGAUGACACCCUCAAAAAGCUGAGCAAUAACUUUGAGAACCUGCUGCCCGCCACCGAUCGCCUGGUGAAGGCCAAGUCGGACGGGAGCUUGGCCACAGCUGGCUCCGUGGCCGAUGGCGAUUCGGUGGCUGCCGCCGCCGCCUCGUUUAGCAAGCUCAAGUCGCGCUCUUUGGAACCGUUGACCGGGUUGGCUAUGUGGUCAUCCCAGCCGCAAAUCAUCGAACUGGUCAAGGGCGAUCGCGGCCUGGGCUUUUCCAUACUUGACUAUCAAGAUCCCCUGGAUCCCAACGACACGCUAAUUGUGAUCCGUUCCUUGGUUCCUGGAGGAGUGGCUCAAUUGGAUGGACGUCUUAUCCCCGGGGACCGAUUGUUGUUCGUCAAUUCUAUCAACCUGGAGAACGCCUCGCUGGACCAGGCUGUGCAGGCAUUGAAGGGAGCAUCGAAGGGAGUGGUGCGUAUCGGGGUGGCUAAACCAUUGCCCAUGACGGACAACUCACUGAAGGCCUGCAGCAACGCGAGCACUACCAGCGAGGAGACUUUGGACGCGCAGCAAUCGCCACCAGCCUUGCCCACUGCUGCUCCGCCCGCCAUGCCGCCCACUGCCUUCAAAGGAGCUGAGCCCGACUUGAUUCCCGACUGGCGGAAUUAAGCAAUUACAAGAAAGGAUAGGAAACAUUCCAGACAGCUGAAUCUUUAACCGCGUUUCUGCAUCCUAGCAAACAAGAAGGCAUCGGAGUUGAGGAGUUACUUGAUUUUAAACGCAAGAAAAAUAGUUCUGAAUCUGCCGAAUUUGAUAGGAUACAAAAAACACAGACGCGAUUGUUAUUACCGAAUCAAAAUGUUAUGCAUAUUAUUAGCACCGAAUUGUGUUUGUCCCCGAAAACGAGCAUUCCACAAACAUGCAAUAUUUAAACCCCCUAGUACUAGCAAAUGAAUUUUAACAUGGUAUUUCCAGAGUGUAUGUACUUAAACUAAAUUAAAUAAUGUACCUUCCGUA